GCACUCUUUAGCCAGCAGCCAGACAGCUGUGUUCUAUCAGAACCCACUUACAACUCCAGGCUGAUUAGCGGGGAAACUUUAGGGUGAAGUGCGGAGUCGGUCUCUCGUGCGUUUUCUUUCUUUCUUUCUCCAGAAGCGAAGUGACCUGUGGGUCUUCUCUGGCUAAAGUGGUGUUUUGGUUUUUUUUCCCGAAAGGCACCAAAUUUGUCUAAGGAGGUAGAACUCUUUAGGGAGAUGCCCUCAAACCUAGUUAGGGGAAAAGCUCUGUAAAGCGAGCGGAGUCUAAGGUGAAGCCGAUGUUUCACAUGCACUAGAGCAGUUUGACUCGCAAGGAGAUUGCAACCGUCUGUCUGCCGUUACUGCAGCUGGGGUUUUGUAAAUCUGAUGAGUCUUUAAGCAGCGAUGGAUUGUUUGUGAAGCGAAAACCAGUUUGGAGGUUUUAGGAGACUUUCGCAUCAUUAAUUGAGAGUCCACAAACGGCAUGAGUGAAAAUGGCUGUCUAGAGGAAAAUGUGCAAGAAAGGAAGAGCAAGGAAAAGCACUGAGUGUUGAAUCUGGUGAGCCCAACUCUGAAGCAUUGCAACCCGGAGGAACAGGCGAGUCCCUAAGAAGCGAAAUCAUGAAUUCGGGAGUUGCAGUGAAAUAUGGAAACGACUCCUCGGCGGAGCUGAGCGAGCUCCAUUUAGCAGCCCUGGCAUCGUUGAAGGGAGACAUAGUGGAGCUGACGAAGCGGCUGCAGCAGACAGAGCGGGAACGAGACCUGCUGGAAAAAAAACUGGCCAAAGCCCAGUGUGAGCAAUCCCACCUCAUGAGAGAGCACGAGGACAUCCAGGAGCGGACAACCCUGCGCUACGAGGAGCGGAUCACCGAGCUCCACAGCAUCAUCGCUGAACUCAACAAGAAGAUUGAUCGGCUGCAAGGGACCACGAUCAGAGAGGAAGAUGAGUACUCAGAGCUGCGGUCAGAGCUCAGCCAGAGUCAGCAUGAGGUCAACGAAGACUCGCGCAGCCUGGACCAGGACCAGACUUCGGUGUCGGUCCCCGAGAACCAGUCCACCAUGGUCACUGCUGACAUGGAUAACUGUAGUGACCUGAACUCAGAGCUACAGAGGGUCCUGACAGGACUAGAGAAUGUCGUCUGCGGGAGGAAGAAGAGCAGCUGCAGCCUCUCAGUGGCGGAAGUGGAUAGACAUAUCGAACAGCUCACCACAGCUAGCGAACACUGUGACUUGGCCAUUAAGACCGUUGAAGAGAUCGAAGGGGUGCUGGGACGGGACCUGUAUCCCAACUUGGCUGAAGAAAGAUCUCGCUGGGAAAAGGAGCUUUCUGGCCUGAGGGAAGAAAACGAAAGUUUGACCGCCAUGCUGUGCAGUAAAGAAGAAGAACUGAACAGGACCAAGGCCACCAUGAAUGCCAUCCGGGAAGAGAGGGACAGACUGCGCAGAAGGGUCCGAGAACUCCAGACCCGCUUACAGAGCGUCCAGGCUGCCGGGCCAUCGAGCCCGGGACGGCUCACUUCAGCCAACCGACCGGUUAACCCCAGCACUGGAGAACUGAGCACCAGCAGUAGCAGCAAUGACAUUCCCAUUGCCAAGAUUGCUGAGCGGGUGAAGCUGUCGAAGACGAGGUCGGAGUCCUCCUCCUCCGACCGGCCUGUCCUGGGAUCAGAGAUCAGUAGUAUCGGGGUGUCCAGCAGUGUGGCAGAACACCUGGCCCACUCUCUCCAGGACUGCUCCAACAUCCAGGAAAUCUUCCAGACACUAUACUCUCAUGGCUCUGCCAUCUCUGAAAGCAAAAUCCGAGAAUUUGAAGUAGAAACUGAAAGACUGAAUAGCCGAAUUGAGCACCUGAAGUCCCAGAAUGAUCUGCUGACCAUAACCCUGGAGGAAUGCAAAAGUAACGCUGAGAGGAUGAGUAUGCUGGUUGGGAAAUACGAGUCCAAUGCCACCGCACUGAGACUUGCAUUACAAUACAGCGAGCAAUGUAUCGAAGCCUAUGAGCUCCUGUUGGCCCUGGCUGAAAGUGAGCAGAGCCUCAUUCUUGGACAGUUCCGCGCAGCAGGCGUAGGAUCCAUUGGGGACCAGCCUGGGGAUGAGAAUGUUACCCAGAUGCUCAAGCAUGCUCAUGAUUGUCGGAAAACAGCUGAGAAUGCAGCCAAAGCCCUGCUGAUGAAACUGGAUGGCAGCUGUGGGGCUGCCUUUGCUGUCACGGGCUGUAGUGUCCAGCCCUGGGAGAGCCUGUCUUCUAACAGCCACACCAGCACAACCAGUUCAACCACCAGUAGCUGUGAUACAGAAUUCACCAAGGAAGACGAGCAACGACUGAAGGAUUAUAUUCAGCAGCUAAAGAACGACCGGGCAGCUGUCAAGCUGACCAUGUUGGAGCUAGAGAGCAUUCAUAUUGACCCUCUUAGUUACGAUGUCAAACCACGUGGAGACAGCCAACGAUUAGAUCUGGAAAAUGCGGUCCUGAUGCAGGAGCUCAUGGCGAUGAAGGAGGAAAUGGCAGAACUGAAGGCCCAGCUGUACCUGCUGGAGAAGGAGAAGAAAGCUCUGGAACUCAAGCUGAGCACUCGGGAAGCCCAGGAGCAGGCCUACUUGGUACACAUUGAGCAUCUGAAGUCAGAGGUGGAAGAGCAGAAGGAACAGAGGGUGAGAUCCCUCAGCUCUGCUAGCAGUGGGAGCAAAGACAAAUCGGGCAAGGAGUGUGCUGAGGGAUCCUCCCCUGCCUUGUCACUAACUGAACUGAGGACGCACAACGAGAGUGAACUGGCAGCUGAGCUGGCAAGUGCACUGCGACGAGAGAAGAAAUUGAAGGCCAGGGUGCAGGAGCUGGUGAGUGCCUUGGAGAGGCUGACCAAGAGCAGCGAGAUACGGCACCAGCAAUCUGCAGAGUUCGUUAAUGACCUGAAAAGAGCGAACAGUAACCUCGUGGCAGCUUAUGAAAAAGCCAAGAAGAAGCAUCAAAACAAGCUGAAGAAACUGGAAUCGCAGAUGAUGGCCAUGGUGGAGAGACACGAGACCCAAGUGCGGAUGCUCAAGCAGAGAAUCGCUCUGCUGGAAGAGGAAAACUCGAGGCCACACGCCAACGAGACUUCCCUGUAAAAGGCUUGCAGACUCAGAGAGAUGAUGGUGCCAUUGGAAGCCUGACGGAGAAGAACAUGGUGGGAACGAAAGGAAGGAGGGAAACUAGGAAAGAUAGAGCCUUCACAGUGGCAGGUAGAUCCGCAGCCAGAGCUCUGUGCUGCGGCCCCCCUCAGGUGACUUCCUCCUGGGGCUUGGCUUUGUUGGGUCCCGAGCGGCGGGUGCUGGCGGCUGGCCACUGGUGAUGCACUAUUUGUGGACUACACAGAAAGGAUGGCACCUUCUCAUUCCAGCGUUCAGUGUACAGUCUGUGUAAAUAAGGUUCUCCCUCUCUCUCCUUUCCCCAGAUCUCCACGGGUGAUCGGCCCCUUGUUGCCUUCAACAUUCUCCCUUUCUUUACAUCCUUGGGCCACACAUCAGUCUGCACAUCAUGCUUUCUUCCUUCCCCUAACAGCAACCAGAAUCAAUUUUUCUGCUCUCCCAGCUUCCUUCCCCUGCUUGCACCUUCCUCAGGGGUAAGCCCUGACAAGAGAUAGCUGGGUUGCGGGGGGAGGAUGUAUGCACGUGUGUGUGCGUGCCUGUUUGUGUGUGUGCGUGGAGUGCAUAGAAAUUUUGGGUGUGAUGUGUUUUAUGUGGAAGGAACCGAAGAGGUUCUGCUUAUUUGUUCAUUGAGAUGACUGUGGUUCUCCAGAUGUGGAGAGGAUAUAGUGCAUCCUGGCAGUGGGUCACUUGUCCCAGAUUCACUCUGAGUCCACUGAGGUCACAAGAAACACAAGCUCAGGAGGCUUUUUCCCCAGCAGGGUGGUCUGGGCCAAGUCUGGGAAGAAAGCAAACACCUUCCAGGGGGCCCAGGCAUCACAAGGGAGCCCUCCCUCGAGGCUGGGGCUAACUCCGAAGGACGAUUACCCGAGAAGAAGGUUGGGCCCCGUGGAGGCCGUGCCUGAAGGCACACCUGGCCAGACCAGUACUGCGGACUGCUGGUUUCCUCAGUGAGAGCUGUGUCUCUGCACCUUUAUUGCUUCUAGCCCAUAGGGUAUUACUGCUUUGGUUGUGUCGGGGUUCAACCCAAGUAUCCGUGGGUACGUAUAGAUUCGGGCAUGAAUCUCCAGAGGGAUCUUCCUCUUUGAACAACAGGGACCAUGGCCUAGUCCCCCGGAGCUGAUCUUUGACAGCCAGUUUCAGGUUGUCCUAUGAGGAGUGCCCGUUAUGUGCGUCACUGUGUUCUUUGGGACUCCUCACAUCUGAGGAACUUUUCCCAGUUGCUCCCCCAAAGGAUGCUGGGAGCAGUGAAUGAACUGGCUCCCUGCUGUAGCUUCCCAUGGUGGUGCUGCUGCUGCUUUGACUAAAAGGUUCAGCAUGUUUCACCAUAUUCUGUGUCCCCACCAUCCUUCCCUCGGUCCCUCUGGUAGACACCGGGCUACUGAGCACCACCGGCGUUUUACUGUGCCUCUGGGAGGUGGCGAUUUAUCCAGACCCAGUUGAACCAGCAGCUCUUCCAGGAAGAGCCUCUGCGGGUGGCCUGGGCUACCAGUUGGGUGAAAAGGCUCUCUGAGGGCCAUCGGCUCUGGCGUGACAGAGGAGAUGGUUGUUCUACCGCAGUGGGAUUUUCUCCCUCCCCUCUUCUCAACCCUUCCCCACCCCCACCUACCCUGGCAUCUGAGGUCCAAUCUGUUUCAGCAGGAAGAAAAACAGCUUUUUGAAGGCUUUGAUCACCAUGAAAAUGCCCAACGGAUUUGGACUAAAUCCAUCACUCAGAUGCCAGUGGCAUACAACAGUGGACUUCAUCUAUUUUUGCUUUGGAAAAGAUUCGCUAAGUUGAAAUGGCCUUUUGCCACAGGAAGGAAGGGGGUUGCCUCUUGGCUUAAAUGGAUUUGGCACAUCAAAGACCGGUAUGUGGUUUUUAUUUUUGUUCCCCCCCCACCCAACGCUUUCUGUCCCCAGCUUUCUUGGGGGCAGUGGUUGGAGAGCAGAAAUGUCGGGGAGGAGAUAAUUUUGUUCCCCUCCCCCCAGGGAGAGCGGAUGUGCAUAUUAGUGCUUCGAUGUCCCCUCUGGAGGAUAAGUAUUGAGGGCCAGUGUGCCUCAGCUUCUCCCUCUCGAAUGAUGGGAGUGAAUGCUUGCAAUUAAUGGUGAUUUGAAGGACUCCAGGUCACUUUUCCAAAGUCAUUGAGUGGGCCUGGUCUGUGGCAUCCAAUCUGCUGCACUGACUCUGUACAGUAAAUGGACAGUCACACAAUCUCAGGCAAGGAAGGGGCCCUAAAAGGUCAUCUAGCUCACCUCUCUGCCUUAACACCAGAGUGCACCUAAACAAGCCCAGAUAGUUGAGGCUCUGGCCUGUAUUAAAAGCCUUCUGGAGAAAAAGGACACAUUCUUGUCAGCCCAUUUAUGUGGGUAUACUUUGUGUUGAGACACAUAUACUGGAUUGGGUGACAAUUAUACUUGAGAGAAAAGUGAAAUAAAGGGCCUUGAGUUCACCGAAGUGAAAAAUGACAGUGAAGUGGUUAGGAAGGAAUGGUUUUUCUCUUUCUGUUUCCCACUUACUUCACAGGUUAAGAAAAAGGCACCUUUAAAUCAAAGCUGGAGAGAUAAUAUGCUCUUUUUCAUGCUGAUGGUUUGGGGUCCGGGGGAAAUUGGUUCACAAACUACAAACUGGUGGCAGAAUUACAUUCAAGGUGGCAGAGAUGUUGUGGUUUCCAUUGGUGCAUGCACUGGUUCUAUUUCUGAUCAACAUGGUGCAUUUUUCCGUCAACAUCACCAGCAUUUAAGCCUCUGGGUACUCUCACAUGUGCCCUUUUCCCUUCCUCCCUCCCUUCAACCCAUCCUGGCCUGGUUCACGACCCACACUUCUGUGGAGGAUCAUUUAUGAGCACUUUUGCCUAAGUCAGAAGGGUGCCUAAGGUGAGUUCCAGGCAGCAGAUUUUUUUUUUUAAUCAUUCCUCAACCUUUCAGUUCCCAGGGCUCUACUCCUCCACGCUGACCCCUCUCCCAUUCUGGAGGAUUUGUUCAAGAGUCCGUGGGAGUAGAUUUCCAGGAGCUGACGUUCUCUGGUUUGGAUUUCCUCUGGGGCAGAAAAAAGAAAAAAAUUUCUUCCUUUCAUUAGUUCCUUUAAAAAGAAAACAAACCCUGUGAAACUGAGGUCCAGAAGGGUGACCCCUCACCAAAGGUGUUCAGAUGUUUUAACUCCAACAAGGAGGGUGGGGCAUGACUAAAUUUCUCCAUUAUUCAGUUCACUUUUUUGUCUUCUCUGAGGAAUGAUGUGGAUGCUGAUUGUCAACUUUGGUCAUAGCAUAUUUCAGGCAGCAGCUGUGGAUGCCAUUUGUGAGGGCAGCACUUGAUAUAGCCUGCAGAGCAAGGUGGGUUUUGAUGCUCCGAGGUUAGGGGUGGAGGAGAUGGGGGGAGUGGCCUCUUGGGUCCUCUGGGGGCAUGGGCAGGAUAGGAAUUGGUUCACUUUGGAAAAUUUUCAUCAAAUAUCUUGUCAGAGGUAGGGCAAGGUCUGUCUUCUAAUAUAGGCAAAGGUAUCCCAAACUUGUUGGUUUGGGAUACAUUGAAUUGACCCUUUGUUGAUUAAGGAAAAGGGCUGGAUUCAAUUCCAGAUGUGCUGCUCUAAGCCCCAGAAUACGCCUCCUGCUCAUUGCAGAGCUGGGGCCCAAACAACAGUCCAAUAGCCGUGUCUAAGAUGCCGCUAAGAUGUCUCCUACCUCUCCCAAGUGCUUGCCUGUAAGUGAUUUAGCAGACACUGGAAAUCCAAUUGCAGGUCAUGUGGCUCUUCCAUCAAGGCCCAGGUCUGCCUUCUUCAGUCAGUGGUAUUUGAGUGCCUACUGUGUGCAGAGCACUGUACUAAGCACCAGGGAGAGUACAAUAAAGUAGACCAGAUUCCUACCCUCAAGGAGUUUACAUUCUAAAAGGGUUGGGUUUUGGGCAGAAAUGCUUUUCCCCAGGGAAGUGAUCAAACUGUCCCUCGCAAGAACAUGGGAUCAGUGCCUGGCCUUAGGGCCUGUCAUAAUGUCUCUUAAAAAUCACCCUCCACCCCCUCCCUCAUUCCCACUGCUCCUUUAACCAGGCUAGAGAGUUGUCCUUAAGCAGUGAAACCUGUGGCAGAAAGGCCUUUGGGAACUGUGUCUUUGCCCAGGUAAAUGGUUUUUGACUGUCCUGUCUGCUCGCAUCAACUUGAAGCAUUAGCAUUAGACCUUUUGGUCUCAGGAUUGGAAUCUUGACCCUAGCUUUCAGUUGACACAGCAGUGUGGGAGGAUGGAAGAAGGUGGGGGGGGUUUGCUAUCAGGCACUCAUCGAGUCUGAUCAAGAGAAAAACCUAGACAAGACACCAGUUUGUACAUUAUGGACUCUGGGUAAACAUAAUUCCUGUUUUUAACCAAUUCAGGCACUAAGGAACUGAUGUUGCAGCCUACUGUAGUGCCAAGAAGUUUUUUGUUUGUUGUUUUAAGACCAUGACCAGCAUUUUCUGGCUUUCUGUGGCAGCUGCUCCCUCUGCCCAGAGCAGUGCUGGAUAAAAAUUCUGUUUCUAGUGCAUAUUUCUCCCCCACCCCCCCAAAUUUGGCCAGGCUUGGGGCCAGGGGACCAAACAAAAUCAAGAUUUAUCUGUUUCAUGACCAUGUUAACCAGUGAGGUCUGCAGACCAACCGAUAACUGGACGUUGCACUGUCGGUAACAAGCAAUUGCUCUACAGCCCCAAUGUCAAAAUUACCGGGACCACGCAGUCUCUCUGGAGACGGUGACCUAGGUCCCGUCCAAGCUGCAAGCCGGGCCGCCUUAGGCCACAGCAGUAGGCAGACCGUUGCAUGGCCCCGCCAGGGGAAAUGACCAUGUUUAGAUAUGAUGUAUUAUAUUCUCCUAGUGGCUUUUAAAUGGGUUGAAAUGCUUUGAAGUAGUGUCCCAGGGCUAGCUCCGCUUUCAAGUGCAGUACAACUUUUUCCCCAGCUCUCUGGUUCAGUGGAUGGUAUGUAGUAGUGUUUCCAGUUGUUCUAGGUGUGCGUGGGGCUGGGACUUCGAGCUUACUGGCAAUGCUGUCGCAAGUACCAUGUUGCUAGGCUCUCUUGCAUUUUAUGCUGACCCUGCAGUAGGGCCCAUUUAAAUGUGUAUAAAAAUAUGGAUCGUGCCUUGUCCUGUUUGAUCUAAAUAAAUGAGAUUAUACUGUA
This is a messenger RNA of Ornithorhynchus anatinus (platypus), 8231 nucleotides long. RefSeq names its product MCC regulator of WNT signaling pathway (gene MCC). The record is from RefSeq and is a predicted model, not a curated record. Gene Ontology annotation, biological process: negative regulation of canonical Wnt signaling pathway. Gene Ontology annotation, molecular function: calcium ion binding. Gene Ontology annotation, cellular component: cytoplasm. Lineage: Eukaryota; Metazoa; Chordata; Mammalia; Monotremata; Ornithorhynchidae. The transcript has 17 exons. Bases 619 to 3102 code for a protein of 827 amino acids.